Molecule: messenger RNA, 8604 nt
Organism: Paramecium sonneborni
Lineage: Eukaryota; Ciliophora; Oligohymenophorea; Peniculida; Parameciidae
Source: the annotation of a GenBank genome assembly
AUGAGAAUAACUUCUUUUUUAUAUUUAUUAUACCUAGCUGUUGAAUUAUCAAAAUGUUGGAGCAUUUACAUGCUGCCAAGGAAUUACCCAUAAGAAAUUUACUAAAUAACUUAUGAUGAACAUUUGAAAAUAUAUCAGAAUGGUUUUGGUGUUUGGAGCAGAUAUACACCUUUAAGUAAUAUUUAAUAAAUUGGUGAAAUUGGAAUACUUGAUAGCAAUUGCUUUAAUUUGUUUAAUAUAAAAGAUAGUGUUACUAAUGAAUUACAUUUUGUGUAAUACGAAUGUAUUAAUUUUGAGACUUAAUCAAUCAAGAAAUAUUUUUAAUUUUUAAGUCAUGAUAGAAAUAGUUUUAAAGAAGAAAUAUUAAUCAAUGAUACCUCUUAUGAAUCUACGUGGUAUUUUUAGGGAAUAUUAAAGAUUCCUCAAGAAAAUAUAAUAUAUAUAGUAUUAUAUAAAUAAUAGAAUGAGAUUUUUGCUAAAUAAAUUUAAUUUGAAUUUUUAUUUGAAGAAAAUAAUUAUAAUAUAGUAAUUGGAGGUGACUUGAUAGUAAGUCAGAAUUCACCACUAUAUACUUUAGAAAAUAGAUUACUUUCGUUUUUUCCAGGAGACACUGACUAUUUAUUUUCUGGAAUCUUUUUAAAAUCUGAAUAUUACUUUAGUAUAAUUGAAGAAUAUUAAAAUGAUGAAUGUGAUUGUAGAAGUAAUGAAAUAGAAAGAAUAGAGGAUGUUUAAAUAGAAAAAAAAGGAUUAUAUGAGUUUAUAUCUCGAGAACCUAAUUGUUAUGAAUUUUUAUUAUCAGGUUGGAUUAAAAUUUAAGAAAUUAUUUAAAUGGAUGAAGAAUUAUAUUAUUAAUUAAUAAGACUAUCAGCUAAUUUUCAAGAUUCUCCAUUGGUUGAUGCAAAUUUGUGUGCAUUUUAAUUAUUUUACAAGUUAUCUUAAUAAAGAAAUUAAAUAAUAAUAACAACGUAUAGUUAUACUUUUCCAUCUGUCAAUAUAGAUUUUUCAAACAAUCCUUUCCUAAAAACAGAAACAAUUGAUAUAGACUGGGAUAUUAAAUUAUGGCAUUACAUACUAGUAGAAAAAAAAUAAAAUUUAAUUUCAAUUUCAAUCAAAUUUUACAAAGGCUUUGAUCAAAAAGUAUUUAUUGUUAACUUUGAUGUAAUAUAGUUUAAUAUGAUGCAAUUUAAAUUGUUGUAUGGAAAUAUAUUUUAAUCACAAAAUAACUUUUUAACAAUAUAAAUUGUAGAUUUUUAAUUAAUAAAGUGUUCUGAUGAAAGUAAACCAUAAGUUAGUUGUCAUCCUACUUGUUAAGAAUGUGAUGGCCCAACAAGAAAUGAUUGUUUAUCUUGUUUUGAAACAUCAAACAGAAGGUUUUUAGAAGAUUUUAAGGAGUGUAUUUGUGAAUAUGGAACCAUAGAUUAAAAUGAUUAAUGUAUUAAUUAUAAAACUUUAUAAAAUACUUUAAUUUAAGGGGAACCUAAAUAAGAUAAAUGCAAAUAUGGUUUUUUUGAAUAUGAAGAUGAAUGUAUUUAAUGGUAUUAUUUUUAUUAUAUAAUUAAGCCCUUCAAUAAUUAAUAAUAAUCUAAUAACGUGUUUAGAAUGUUUAUAAAAUCCUAAAUAAUGGGCUUAAACAUUUUUAUGUGAUACAAAUUUAUUUACAAAUAAAAAUGGAAAUAUAGCAUAAUAUUUUGAAAAAAUCGAAUUAUAAUAUUAUUUAUUAGGCAAUGAUUUACAAUACUGUUCAGAUUGUGAUGUACAAAAUACAAAUCCAAAUUAUAAUAAUGUUUAAUAAAUAUUUGAAUUUAAAACUUUCUGUAAAAUCUCACAAAAAUUAAAUGAUGAAUGUUAUUUUUGUGGAUAGAAUUGCGAUGAAUGUGAAAUUUUACAAACAAAUCUAAGCUGCUCCUAAAUAUACUCUAGAUUUAAUUCAUAAGGAUUUAAUUUAUAUUAAGAAAAACCAUGUGACCCUCCAAAUUUUAAAGGUUUUUCAAGUAAAUGUUUUGAGUGUAAAAUUCCAUAUUGUUUAUAUUGUUUCAAUUAUUUAGCUAGUGAUCCUACAAAAACUACACUUGGUUUUUAUCAAUCAUACACAUUAAUUGAUGAAGAGAUUAAAGUAGGAUGCGCUUAAUGUAUUGAUGGAUUUAUUUAUAAAUUUUAAAUAGGAGAAUGUAUUUAUUAAAGACCAUCCUAAGAAAAUUGUCUUAGAUCCUUUUUUAAUCUAGAAAAUUAAGAAAUUUGUACAUUAUCAGCAAUAAAUGAUUUUAAUAUUGCUUUUGAAAUCAUAAACUGUUAAAAUCAUAUUCUAAAUUGUUAACAAUGUAUUGAAACACCAUAAUAAACUCUGAGAUGUUUAAUAUGUUAGGAUGGUUAUUAUGCUUAAACUCAUUCAGGAAUCUGUUUAAAAUGUGAACAUUCUAAUGCAACAAAAUGUUGUGAAUACAGCAUAUUAGAAUAUUGGAAAUGGUUAAUUCAAGGUUUUAUCAUGAAAUUCUUGCCAAAUCGUCCUAUUUUUUCUGGCUCUUUAAUCUCCUCCAAAACUUAAGCUAUUGAAUGUAUAUAAGGAUAUAAAUUAUAUGGUAAAAAUUGUUAAAAAUAUUGUGAUGAAAAUUGUUCAGUUUGUGAAAGUUUAAAUAAUUAUGAUUUUACUUGCUCCAAAUGCUCAUUAAAUUAUUAUAAAGAAACAAUGAAAGUUUAAAUUGAAGGAAAAUGUAUUUAAUGUCCCUCAUUAUGUCAAGUUUGCUAAAAUAGAUCAAUUGAAGAAAUAAAAGUAAGAAUCUUUCUUAAAAUAGAAAAUAAAUCCAUAUUUCACUAUAACUCCUGAAAAUAUAAUGUAUUCAUUUAAAUGCAUCUAAAAAAUUCCUUUAUAGUCAGUCCAGAUAGAUCCAAAUCUACAAAUUGCUUAAAAUUGCUUUGAAAAUAAUUGCAAUUAUAAUUUAGAAUAUUAUUUUGUAAUUUAUUAUUUAAUUUAGAAUGAUUUAAUUUGUAACCAUCUAGAAAAUAUUGUGUUAAUUUUAUAAGAAGAUUAUAAUUAUAUAUAUUCUAAUGAAAUUGGCCUUUAGUAAGUUACCUUAUUACUUUAAAUAAAUGAGGAGUGUGUUUUUUAUAGUUCUGAUUAAUAUAUUGAGAAUGACUUUAAAGAACAAAUAUUUUCUAUUUAAUAAACUAGUUUGAAGAUUUAGAGCAGCAAUAAUCCUUUAAUAAUUUUAGAUUAUUUAUACUUAGAUAUUUUUAAAUUUGAUUCAAUUAUUUUCAGUCAUCUUCAAUUUCAAAUUAAUCUUGAUUUGGAUAUCAAACUUCUUAAUGAUGAUUAACCUAUUAAUUUAAAUAUUCAUGAUACAGAAUUUUAUUCAAUAGUUAAUAAUCUAGCAUAAAUGUCAAUUAAAACAAAUAAAUUCCUCAAUUUUAAUUUAUAAAAUAUAUCAUUUUUUGAUAUAAGUAUAGUAAAUUCAUUAAUUUUUGAUAUAAUUUGUGUAGAUUCGGGGGAUGAUCUUAUUAUUAUAAAUCUUUUACUUAGAAAUUGCAUAUUAACUAAUUCAACAUUAUUUUAAUUUUAAAAUAGUAGGAGAAACAUUUAAAUUAAACAUAUUAUGAUUGAUUCUUGUUAAUUUAACAAUUCAACUUUUGCAAAAUUCAAUAUUACUUAAAAUGAAUUUUCAUAAGCCAUAUUUAAUAAAGUUUCUAUAAUAAACUCUUUUUUUCAAAAUUCAAUUCUUAUACAUAGUCCCCAAAAAACUGCUAUCCAUAUAACUGAUUUCUCAUUUAUAUAAAAUUAAUUUAUGAAUUCUAAAUUCAUAAUAUUUAAUUAUGACUUUUAUUGUUAUAAUUUAAUAUUCAAGGAAAACUAUGUUAAUUCAUUUUAAUUAAUAUCAUAAAUCUCAUCCAUACAAGAAAAGUAAGAAAUUUAUAUGAAUAAUAUUUAGAUUAAUGAAAAUACUGUAAACUAUUUUUCUAUUUUUAUUACUGAAUAAAAACAAUCAACUUCUUAAGUGAUAGUUUAAUUAUCAAACUUUUAUUUUAAAGAUAAUGUUAUUACUUGUAAUUAAGAAUAGUAACUUAUCAUUUUUAAUUGUUAUAGCUUAUUAAUGCAAAAUAUAUACCUAAAGAAUACAACUAAUUUUCAAUUUAUAUCAUUAUUUGCUAUACCUUUUAUAAGAAUUGAAAAUCUUGUUUAUGAAAAUUAAAUUUAGGAAUUAAAAGUAAGAAUAUCAUCUAAUUGUUUUUAAAAUUGUUUUCCUCAUUCAUAAUUGUUAAUAGUAUCAGGUUUCACUGAAAUAAUAUUAAAUCAAAUUAAAAUUUUAAAUUAGUUUAGUGUAGAUUAAUCAAUUAUUUCAAUUUAAUCAAAUUCAUUGAUUAUGUUAACUAAAUAAGAAUAUAUUAGAAUAUAAGAUAUAUUAGUGAAUGGAAAUAUUAUAAUAAAACAAAAUAUUGGAAUUAUUAUAUCCUUGAUAGAAAUAAUGACUACAAAAUCUUCAAUUAUAGAAAUAGAAAAUCUAAAAUUUUAUGAAAAUGUUUUUCAUUAAUAUUAUGAAGAUCCAUCUGAAACUUUUGCCAGUCUUUUAUAUAUAGAUUCAAGAUCAAGUUUUAUGAUUUUAAAAAAUAUUAUUUGCACUAAUAAUUCUAUAACAAAUUCUUCCUCAGCUUAUAUAUCAAUUUCCUCAAAUCAAAUAUAGAUUGAAAAUUUUUAAGUUAAUAAUCAUAAUUAUAUUGAUCAGGAAUUUUGGAUUAAAUAUUACGAAAUUUAAAUAUAAGGAGAUUUUAAUUAAAAUGAAAUUUCUUAUAUAAUCUCUAACAUAUACAAAAUUGAAAAUGUAGGAGGUUCUUUAUCAAUAUAGGCUACCAAAUUUACUUUUUUUGAUGGAGUUUUUUAUUUUAUUUAAGCAAAAGGUAGUCAAAUCUUUAACAUCAACCUUUAAAUUGAUGGAAUAGUGAUUAUUUAAAAUUGCAAAAUUGCUCAUGCAUAUAAUUCAUUUAUUUCGAAAACUCAAAACGAUGGUGCAAUUACAAUUAAUGCUAAAAAAAGCUUAUUUUCACUUUAUCUAGAAAAUAUUACUUUAUUUGAUGUUAUUAAUAAAUUAUCAUCCUCAAUACUGACCAUAUAUCCUUCUCCAUCAUAAAAUAAUAUUCAGAUAAAAAAUAUAAUAGUAAAAGACUGUUUUUCGCUUGUGAAUUAGAUUCUCGAUUUUGAAUUCGAUUUUUAGAAUGCUUAAUAAAAUAUUGUAAAAUUACAAAAUUUUAGAAUUAUUUCGACUGAAAAUGCUUUCUAUACUUUUCUUUAAUUUCUUGGAAAACUUAGUCUAAUAGAUUUGUAGAAAAUAAUUAACAAUAAUGCAAUUCUGAAUUUUUUAGGAUGUUCAUUAACUUUAAUUGAUAAUCAAAUAGAAGGAAUUAUAUUAUCAUCUGUUUUGAAAAUAUCAGAUUCAAAACAGAUAAUUGUUAUGAAUACCCUAUUUAUUAAUAUAUUAACUUUUUAUCCCUUGUAUUUAGUAGAAGUAUAAUAAAGUAAUAAUUUACAAUCAAAGAUAUAUUUUAAUAAUAUGAAAAUAUAAAAUUUUAAUGAUCUCAAAUUCAAAAAUUAAAAUUACAAUUAUUUUAAUUUUAAUCAUAUUGGGUUAAAUUUAAAUCAAUGCAGUCCAAUAAUUAGUUAUAUAGAUUAGCAAAUAAUAUAAAAGGAACUUAUUUAAACUUUUUUUGAAAAUGUUCUUGUAAAUUCAAAUAAGAAUGGUUCAUUAAUAAAAAUCACUAGUUUUACAAAUUAAACUAGUGUUAUUUUUUCUAAGAUUUCUGUAUUAAAUAAUGAUUGUUAAUAUUGUUAUAAUGGUUUAUUAUAUUUUAAUAUCAAUGAUUUUAAGCAAAUACAAAUUUCAGAAUUAUGUUGUAUAAAGAACAAUAUUAUAAAUUAUGGUUGUAUUUUUGCAAAAUCAGAUAGAAAAGUUAACCAUGAAUUAUAAAUAAAAGAUUCAACCUUUAUUUCUAAUAAUGGCAGAUAAGGAUCUGGUAUUUUAGUUUAAAAUUUAAAAUUUAAAUUAUUAAAUUCCAAAAUUAUUAAUAAUAAUGCUACUUAUAAAGGAGGUGGUUUUUAUUUUGAAGAAGGUUCUGAUAGAUUUAUUAUUUAAUCAACUAUAAUUUGUGAUAAUAAAGCAGAAGAAGCAGGAGGUGUAUAUUUAGAUGGAAAUAGUAGUUUAAAUAACAAUAAUUUUAUUAAAUCCAUUCUGUUAUUUAAUUAAGCUUAAUCUUCUUCAAAUAAUAUUAAUGAAUUACCGUUAAGAUUAACAUUAUCAAUAAAUUAGAAUGAAAUGUUUUCAUCAGAACAUAUAAUUGAAAAUCAUUCCUAUUAGGUCUUAACAUUAAAACCAUUUUAAAUCUUAUCAUAAGAAAAUGUGGUAAAAUCAAAUUUUUUAUUAAUCCCCAGUGGGUAAUAUAUUUAGAAUUAUCAGAUUUAUAAUACUUAAUUUUAGAAAUAUUAGUCUUAUAUUCAUGAAUUUAGCAUGAUAUUAAAAAAUAGUAGGAAUGAAAAAUAAAUAAACUUUUAUAAUUCUACUUGUAAAAUAUAUUAAUAAAUUUUUGAUAUUUAAUUAUAAAAAGUAAUUGAAUAUACAUAAAUAUCAAUGAUUAGUUUUAAUUAUGAUACAAAAAGUUUUAAUUUAAGUUCAUUAGAAUUUAAUUUAGAUCCAUAUAAUUAAGAUAAUAAAAUAUAAGAAAUAUUAAUUUAUUGUAAUACAUAAUAUUAAUAAGAGAGUUUAGCAUAUAGAAUGAGAGUUAAUAGUUUUUUAUGUUAAUUAGGAGAAUUUUAUAUUUUUUCUGGUUGUUAAAAAUGUAAGUCUGAAUAAGGGUUUUAUUCUGUAACAUAUAAUACUACAAAAUGUUCUAUUUUUGAUAAAAAUAAAUUUGAAGCUAUUACAUCUAAUAAAAUAUAAUUAAAACCUGGAUUUUGGAGACCAAAUUAAAUUUCUGAUUAUAUAGAAUAUUGUUAUAAAAAUCCAAUUCAUUGUUUAGGAGGAUGGAAUGUAGGUAAUGAUAUAUGUUCAAUGGGACAUAUAGGUGGAUAUUGUGAAGAAUGUGAUAGAUUUGAUAUUAGAGGAGAUGGAAAAUUCUUUAAAAAUUAAUAAUAACUUGAUUGUUAAAAAUGUCAAGAUGUUUCUAAAAGAUUUUUAGCUUUUUUUCUUAUAUCAAUUUGGUAAAUUUAUAUUAAAUUUAUGAUAGGGCUAUUCUUUCCACUCUUUUAACAAUCAAAAGUAUUGAAAAAUCAAAUUAAUUAUUUGCUUAACUUAAAAUUAGAUAGAAUUUUACUGAAAUUUUAUUCAAACUUAAUUAAGGUAAAGUGAAAUAAAUACAUAUAUUUUAGAUCAUGAAAGUAUUUUAUUAAAAUUAUUUUUGAAUUAUAUAUGGGUGUUUUCUCUCAUAUUUACAUUCAAUAUUAGUUUUUCAUUUUCAUUAAACUUUGUUAAAUAAUCUAAUGAUACUUCUUAUUUUAUGGCAAAUUAUUUUGAAUGCUUUUUGGCUGAAAUUUCAGGAAUGGAAUUGAUGUAUAGUAGAAUUUUAGUAAUGUUUGGACUUAUGGCUAGCUAAAUAUUAAUUAUCUUUUUAGGAUUUUAAAUAUUAUCAAAAUAUUAAAAAUCUAAAUUUCAUAGUAGAAUUAUCUCAAUUACAUGUCUAUAUUUAUAUAUAUAAAAUUAUGCUUCAUUGAUCAAUCAGUAAAAUUUAUAAUUUAAUUUUAGAUUUUUCUAAAUUCUAGCAAUUAGAAAGAUAUCAAAUUUAGAUUAUAUAUCUGGAGAUGUAUCCUUAAUUUAUGGUUCAUAGAAUCAUAUCACAUGGAUUUAUGCAUUUGCAAUACCUGGAUCUAUAAUAAUAGGAUUAAUAUUACCAUUAUCAUUAUUUUUAAUUUUGUACAUCAAAAAAGAUUAACAUAACAAAAUUAAAUUUAGAAGACAUAUUGGUUAUUUAUUUAAUGAAUAUAAUAAAAAGAAUUAUUUUUGGGAAAUGAUUAAAUUAUGGAAGAAAACAAUUAUCAUUAUUAUCCUCAUCUAUUUUGAAACUGAUAUCUUUUUAAAAGCCUCUCUAUUAGGACUUUGUUUAUUAAUUUAUCAAUUAAUAGCUCUUCACUAUAAACCAUAUAUACUUAAGAAAUUUAAUAUUUCUGAUAUCAAAAGUAGCCAUUUAUGUUAAAUUGCAAUAUUUUUAGCACUUAUAAAAUAUAUUUGUGAAUAAUAAGACCAAUAAAAUAUUUAAACUAUAAUUCAAAUACUUAUCAUCUUCGAUAGCAUAAUAUUGAGUUAUCCAUUUAUUAUAGAUAUUUUGAGAGUGUAUUAUUCAAAAUACAGGUUGCAAAUUUUAUAACUUCUUUUGUAAGCUUUUCAAACUUUUAAACCUAAUUUUGUAUUCACAAAGUUUUUGAGGAAAAAGUUAUAACUCAUAAGUUAAAAAGAAAAGAGGGUUUAAAUUAAUAUCUAAAAAAUGAAAAAAUUAAUUUUUUUAAGAAACUUUGGAACCACUUAGUAAUUUUAUAUUUUUAAUAUUAGAGUGAAAAAUAGUUAUUUAUAGAGUGCUACAUCAUAGACUAAACCAAUUUAAAUAACUCUAAACACCAAUUUAUUAAAAUAAAAAUGA